Messenger RNA from Camellia sinensis, 513 nucleotides. NCBI's taxonomy places the organism in Eukaryota, Viridiplantae, Streptophyta, Magnoliopsida, Ericales, Theaceae. The record is from RefSeq and is a predicted model, not a curated record.
UUUAGGAUUUGGGCCUACUCCUUCCAAGCAUGGCUUCAUGUGUAAUAAUUUUGACCACUUAAGAAUGGUUUCUGAUGAAGAGAGAAUGAGAGACAAAGACACUAUAAUUGAGUUGAAGGAACAACUAAAAACUCAAGGUGAUCAGUUGCAAACUCAAGGUAUUCAGUUGCAAGCUCAAGAUGCUGUAAUAAACUCUUUAAAAGAGCAAGUAGCAUUUUUGAUGAGUCAGAGACAUAGUUCUAGUGGUUUGCAGGCGACAGAUGGAUCUAGUGGCAUUCCGGACCAAGCUUCUCCACGAACACAUCAAAGAUCCUCUUUUGGGAGUCAUGAAAUGCAACCUUCUAAUCGAGGAAAUAAGAUAAUAUGAAGUAUCAAACAAUGGACGUCAUUUCUCGAUUUGAACAUUUUUCAUGGAGAUCUUUAUAAAACGGUGUCAUGAGUAAUACUUUUGAGUACUAUUGUUAUGUGACAAGUUUUUCUUUUGGAUUAUGGUGUGGGCUAUUAGUUUGCUAG